AUGAAGGACCUUGGUCCUCUUCAUUUCUUCUUAGGCAUUGAAGUCAAGCAGUUCUCAGGAGGAAUUCACUUGAGUCAAAGCAAGUAUGCUGCUGAACCUCUGCAUAAGACUGACAUGGCCCUGGCCAAAGCAGUGCAUACACCCCUGGCUCAGAAGCAUGGACUACAAGAAGCAACAAGCAGUCCUGUUGAUGUCUCUUUGUAUAGAAGCAUUGUUGGGAGUCUUCAGUAUUUAACACUCACCAGGCCUGAUAUCACUCAUGCAGUCAACUUGGCUAGUCAGUUUAUGCAGAGUCCAAAUAGUGAGCAUCUUCUAGGUGUCAAAAUAAUCCUCAGAUUUGUCAAAGGAACUCUAAAGCAUGGUCUCAGGAUUAUCUCACAGUCUUCUUGCAGGUUAUAUGGUUAUUUAGAUGCAGAUUGGGGAGGUUGUCCAACUACUAGGAGAUCAAAUACAGGUUACAGCAUCUAUCUUGGAGCAAACUACAUUUCUUGGGCAUCCAAGAAGCAAUCUACAGUAGCAAGAUCGAGUGCUGAAGCUGAAUAUCGAGCAUUAGCAUCCACUGCAACUGAGAUGACAUGGAUCACCUACAUUCUUCAUGAUAUUGGCGUGUACAUCCAAAGGGUUCCUAUAUUGUACUGUGAUAACUUAAGUGCUCUAUAUAUGACUGUUAAUCCUGUGAUGCAUGCCAGGACUAAACAUGUUGAAAUGGACUACUACUUUGUUAGGGAAAAGGUAGCUAGAGGACAGUUGCUAACACAGUUUGUGAGAUCAAGGGAUCAGCUAGCUGAUAUACACACUAAGGCCUUGACAAAGCAAGUGUUUACUGGUUUCCGAGGCAAGCUAGGAGUGGCAAUUCCUCCACCCACUAGCUUGAGGGGAAGUGUUGAAGAGAAGAAUCCUGAUAUACAGGAUAUACAUCCUGAUAUACAGGAUACACCAGAUAUACACGAUAUACAUUAG
Molecule: messenger RNA, 960 nt
Organism: Lycium barbarum (goji berry)
Lineage: Eukaryota; Viridiplantae; Streptophyta; Magnoliopsida; Solanales; Solanaceae
Exons: 1
Coding region: 1-960 (319 amino acids)
Source: RefSeq, a predicted model, not a curated record